This is a messenger RNA of Pichia membranifaciens NRRL Y-2026, 999 nucleotides long. RefSeq lists its product as hypothetical. Gene Ontology annotation, cellular component: cell surface; fungal-type cell wall; extracellular region. The annotation marks the transcript as partial. Gene Ontology annotation, molecular function: 1,3-beta-glucanosyltransferase activity; glucan endo-1,3-beta-D-glucosidase activity. Gene Ontology annotation, biological process: carbohydrate metabolic process; cell wall organization. Lineage: Eukaryota; Fungi; Ascomycota; Pichiomycetes; Pichiales; Pichiaceae. The transcript has a single exon. The record is from RefSeq and is a predicted model, not a curated record.
GUCCCAACAACGUCCUCGGAUGCACCUGCAACCACUUCUGCUACUUCGUCAUCAUCUGAAGCCCCUCAACAAAACAUCACCACUUCUGUUUCCACUUCCUCAACAGAUGCACAAGUCGGUGCCCAACCAACUGCCGCAUCCUCUUCUUCGACAUCGACCUCGUCGUCUACCUCUGCUCCAAGUCCUUCAUCAUCUGGCUGCUUGACAAAAGUACCCCAUGCUAUCGUAUACUCACCUUACGACAACAACCGUUCAUGCAAAGAUUUUUCUACAGUCUUGAGCGAUCUCCAAUUGAUCCACUCCAAGGGUAUCAAUGAAUUGAGAGUGUAUGGUAAUGACUGUAACUAUUUGUCAACCAUUUUGAAGGCGGCAAAGCAGACCGGAUUCAAGGUCAACCAAGGCUUCUGGAUUAGCGAUGCUGGUGUAAACUCCAUCGACACCGCGGUCGACGACUUCAUCUCCUAUGUCACCUCAGGCUCCGGUGGUUUUGGCUGGGAACUUUUCUCAUACCUCACCAUUGGUAACGAAGCUGUCAACAGUGGUUACUGUUCUGCUUCCGAUUUGAUCUCCAAAAUUUCUGAGGUCAAGGGCAAAUUACAAAAUGCUGGCUACUCCGGGAAGGUGACCACCUCUGAACCUCCUGUCUCCUUUGAAAAGAAUCCUUCCUUAUGUACAAGCUCAGGAAUUGACUUCGUUGGCAUUAACCCACACUCAUAUUUUGACGCCAAUGCCUCAGCGGAUGAAGCCGGUUCAUUUGUGUCAGGCCAAAUUCAAAUUGUUCAAGGAGCUUGUGGAAACAUGGAUAUAGUUGUCACUGAAACUGGGUAUCCAAACCAGGGUGAUACAAAUGGUAGAAACGUCCCAAGCCCUGAAAACCAAUUAAUCGCAGUCCAGUCCAUUUUAGACAAUGUCAGCGUGGAUGUCACUAUUUUAACAACUUUCGAAGAUCUAUGGAAACUUCCUGGUCCUUACAAUAUUGAGCAACAUUUCGGAAUAAUA